Fusarium sp. VM40 is the source of this 1455-nucleotide messenger RNA. The record is from the annotation of a GenBank genome assembly. Lineage: Eukaryota; Fungi; Ascomycota; Sordariomycetes; Hypocreales; Nectriaceae.
AUGGCCACCACUACUCACCAGGCAAAGGACGCGCCUGAAUUCGCGCAUGUGAACAGCGUGCUCGACGAUGAGAAGCCAGCGCAGGUGGAGGAGAGGGAUUGGACGGGUACUGCCAAGAAGACAGACCCAGAGGAGAUCCGCCUUGUCAAGAAGCUUGAUCUCUGGAUCAUGCCUUGUCUUUGUAUUAUGUACUUCCUCAACUACGUCGAUCGAAACGCGAUUGCUCAAGCGCGAUUGAAUAAUUUGGAGGAGGAUCUCAACAUGACUGGUACCGAGUUCAACACAACAGUUUCGAUCUUGUUUGUUGGUUAUGUCCUUAUGCAGGUUCCCAGCAACAUGUUGAUCACCAAGGUGAAGCCUGGUAUGUACAUGAGUUCAUGGAUGCUGGUCUGGGCUGCUGUGUCUGCUUGCACUGCUCUUGUCAAGAGCUACGCCGGUCUCGUUGUCUGCCGAUUCUUCCUUGGUAUCACCGAAGCACCUUUCUACCCCGGCGCCACAUACAUGCUCUCCAUCUUUUACACACGCAAGGAGGUCGCUGCUCGUAUUGCCGUUCUCUACUGCGCCCAGAUUCUCGCCACUGGCUUCUCUGGUCUUAUCGCCGCUGGUGUCUUUGCAGGCAUGGACGGUCUGGCUGGUCUCGCAGGAUGGCGAUGGCUUUUCAUCGUCGAAGGUGCCGCUACUGCUGUCGUUGCCAUCGCAGGCUUCUUCAUGCUUCCCAACACACCCCUCACCACACGCUGGCUCACCGAUCGCGAGAAGCAGCUUGCUCACGAGCGCAUGGAGAAGGAUAAGGUGUCAGACUCUCAGGAGGGCGGCUCUUCUUGGGAGGGCUUGAAGCAGGCUUGCAGUGAUAAGCGAACGUGGCUUUUCUGUCUCAUGCAGAACUUUCAUCUUUCGGCCUGCUCGUUCAAUUCUUUCUUCCCUACUGUCGUCAAGACGCUUGGCUUCAGCACGACUAUCACUCUCGUCAUGACCUGCCCGCCUUUCAUCUUCGCUGGUGCCGCGGGUAUCCUCUUUGGAUGGAAUUCUGGACGAGUCCACGAGCGCACAUGGCAUAUCACCGUCGGUCUCUCCAUCGCUGUGGCAGGUUUCGUCCUCGCUGCUUCUACGCUCAACACAGCUGCUCGAUACGUGGCCUGCUUCAUCUUCCCCAUGGGCGCCUACGCUGUCAACUCGGUCAUUAUUGGAUGGGCUUCUUCGACUCUGUCUCAGACCAAGGAGAAGAAGGCUGUCGUUCUAGCCAUGACCAACGUCGGUGGACAGAUUGGUUACAUCUACGGUGCCUACCUCUGGCCCAAGAGCGACUCUCCUAGAUAUGGAAUUGGUUUCGGUGCAUCUGCCGGUUUCGCCCUGUGCUCCAUUGCAUGCGCCUGGUGCAUUCGUAUUCUGCUGGUGCGGGAGAACCGUCGCAUCCGUGCUUCCACCUCUGAGCAGGUUAACUUAUUCGGAUACUAA